GCAAGCAGGUGGCACUCACCUGAGGAGGAAACAGAGAGACCUCAGUCUGAGCUGCAUCAGCAUGUUCUCCUUCCUCACAGGUGGACGUCCUCCGGCUGAGGACAUCCCAGGCGGACGUCCUCCGGCUGAGGACAUCCACAUCACGCCGCUGCCUCCAGGAGUGCCUGCAGAGCCGGACCCUCAGCAGCCCGGAGCACCAGGCGCUCCGGGUGACGGCCUGGAGGAGAAGGAGGUGAUCCGGACCACACACUCCCACAGAGGGUCGUCCAGGACCGCCGUCUUCCUCUGCAGCCACGGCGACGAGCCGGCGCCGGCGCCCGCCACCUACUUCCAGCAGAGGGUUCCUGUUCCCGAGGACCGGAACACGAACCGGAUCAGCCUGAGGCGGCUCUGGGCCUUCACCGGUCCCGGCUUCCUGAUGAGCAUCGCCUACCUGGACCCGGGCAACAUCGAGUCGGACCUGCAGUCCGGCGCUAAAGCCGGCUUCAAGCUGCUGUGGGUGCUGCUGGGCGCCACCGCCAUCGGCCUGCUGCUGCAGCGCCUGGCGGCGCGGCUGGGCGUGGUCACCGGGAUGCACCUGGCCGAGGUCUGCCACCGCCACUACCGCACGGUUCCCCGGAUCCUCCUCUGGCUCAUGGUGGAGCUGGCCAUCAUCGGCUCCGACAUGCAGGAGGUCAUCGGCUGCGCCAUCGCUUUCAACCUGCUGUCAUCUGGCAGGAUCCCUUUGUGGGGCGGUGUCCUCAUCACCAUCAUGGACACCUUCGUCUUCCUCUUCCUGGAUAAGUACGGUCUGAGGAAGCUGGAGGCCUUUUUCGGUUUACUCAUCACCCUCAUGGCCGUCACCUUCGGAUACGAGUAUGUGACGGUGGGUCCGGACCAAGGCCAGCUGCUGAAGGGGAUGUUCGUGCCGUACUGCGAGGGCUGUGGACCCGUCCAGCUGACUCAAGCCGUCGGCAUCGUGGGCGCCGUCAUCAUGCCUCACAACAUCUACCUCCACUCCGCUCUGGUCAAGUCCCGAGAAGUGGACCGGUCCAACAGGAAGGAGGUGAAGGAGGCCAACAAAUACUUCUUCAUUGAGUCGAGUAUGGCGCUGUUCGUCUCCUUCCUCAUCAAUGUCUUCGUGGUGGCUGUGUUUGCUGAGGGGUUCUACGGGCGUACCAACCAGGAGGUGUUCCACGUCUGCAACCAGACAGGGAGCCCUCACUCACACCUGUUCCCCCUGAACAACCACACCCUGGAGGUGGACAUCUACAAGGGGGGUGUGGUGCUGGGCUGCUUCUUCGGCCCGGCGGCGCUCUACAUCUGGGCCGUGGGGAUCCUGGCUGCCGGGCAGAGCUCCACCAUGACUGGAACCUACUCCGGACAGUUCGUCAUGGAGGGCUUCCUGAACCUGCGCUGGUCGCGGUUCGCCCGGGUGCUGCUGACCCGCUCCAUCGCCGUCACCCCCACCCUGCUGGUGGCCGUCUUCCAGGACGUGCACAGCCUGACGGGCAUGAACGACUUCCUGAACGUGCUGCAGAGCAUGCAGCUGCCCUUCGCCCUCCUGCCCAUCCUCACCUUCACCAGCCUGCCGGCGCUCAUGAGCGAGUUCGCCAACGGACUGGUGUUUAAGGUCGGGGGAGGUGUGGUGGUCCUGAUCGUGUGUGCCAUCAACAUGUACUUCGUGGUGGUUUAUGUGACGGAGCUGCACAGCGUGUGGAUCUACGUGACGGCGGCAAUACUCUCCGUGGCGUACCUGACGUUUGUGGGAUAUCUGGCCUGGCUGUGUCUCAUCGCUCUGGGGGUGUCCUGGCUGGACUUCACCCUCAAGAGGGGGACCGACUCCACCGUCCUGAUCGAGCAGCAGCCCGAGUUCGAGACCUGAGUCUGAGGUGGACGUCUGGAGAGGCUCGGUUCUUCAGUCGCCGUUUGGUGCUGCGCCUCCAAACUGUUUGUGUCGAAGAUGCUUCAAAGCAGAACUUUGCAACUUUUUUACCUCAAUAAAUGUGUUUCAGAAUCCCUG
This is a messenger RNA of Salarias fasciatus (jewelled blenny), 2002 nucleotides long. RefSeq names its product natural resistance-associated macrophage protein 2-like. Bases 62 to 1864 code for a protein of 600 amino acids. Gene Ontology annotation, cellular component: lysosomal membrane; endosome membrane; plasma membrane. The record is from RefSeq and is a predicted model, not a curated record. Gene Ontology annotation, molecular function: manganese ion transmembrane transporter activity; iron ion transmembrane transporter activity; cadmium ion transmembrane transporter activity. NCBI's taxonomy places the organism in Eukaryota, Metazoa, Chordata, Actinopteri, Blenniiformes, Blenniidae. Gene Ontology annotation, biological process: manganese ion transport; iron ion transmembrane transport. The transcript is spliced from 16 exons.